This is a messenger RNA of Oncorhynchus gorbuscha (pink salmon), 1408 nucleotides long. RefSeq lists its product as uncharacterized. Lineage: Eukaryota; Metazoa; Chordata; Actinopteri; Salmoniformes; Salmonidae. The record is from RefSeq and is a predicted model, not a curated record. The transcript has 4 exons. The coding region runs from base 39 to 512 and encodes 157 amino acids.
CACAAUGUAGCAUAUUUUCUGCAGCUGAAGCCUCCAGGAUGGCCGGAUCAGGGGCGGCUCUGAGACUGCAUGAGUUCAAGGAGUACCAGGAAAGACGGGACUCUGGCUCAUUUAAAAGACAACCCGAAGCAACACUGAGAGUACCACGUCAGGGGAAGGAUGUGCAAGGUCUGUACCCUGGUCAGCUGGGUAGAAUCCACGUUGUUCACUCUCAGGAUCACAGAGUGAGGUUCGCAUCCUUGGAUUACUCUCCGGGGCCUUACCGUGAACACUAUGAACACUACCCGAGGAGUUUCGACCUCCAGACAUUCCACGCCCUGAACGUUCUACGCCAGAGCACCAGCGCCUCUCAAUGUGCCACUGAGACGGCUUACCAAGAGGAGUUUGGCCUGCAGUCCCACCUCAACCCUCCGGAUAACACUAAGUUUACCCUGUACUCUCACCCUGGGCCUAUGCAACGGUUGGAGACAGGGAGUGAAGAGGAACAUUUUACACCAUGGCAAUCAAACUGAACUCCAUCCAUGAAAAGUAACCAAUGAAAAUGGUGCAUUGCAUGUAUUUUUGUUUGAAUGACAGGUUGUAAAAUCUUGCAUUGCAAUCAUAUAUAUGACUCUAGAAGCAUUUAAUCUCAAGUAAUGGCAAUAUAUAAUGUGUUUAUUAUAUAUACAGUACCAGUCAAAAGUUUGGACCCACCUACUCAUUCAAGGGUUUCUCUUUAUUUGGACUAUUUUUGACAUUGUUGAAUAAUGGUGAAGACGUCACAACACGUGGAAUCACGAAGUGCAAAGCUGUCAUCAAGGCAAAGGGUGGCCAUUUGGUCCAUAUGUGCCAUUUCAAACUUUCAACUGGUACUGUAUAUUUCUAUGAAAGUCCAUUGGCACAAAAAGUGUAAUUAAAUCCAAAAAUGGCAGCAAACACGAAUCAAAUCAAAUCAGUCUUUAUUUAUUUAUAUAGCACAUUUCAGACAUGGAAGCACAGGGGGGGGGGAAUGAAAUAAAUAUAAAUAAAAACAGAAAUAUUUACUAAACAACAAACAUCAGAGGAUAAAAAAAACUAUAUAGAAUAACAAUUAAAAAUUUAAAGCACCCUAAGGAAAAGCAGAGCCAAAAAGAUGUGUUUUAAGAUCGCUUUUAAAUAUGUCCACAGUUUCGGCCCACUCAGGUUCUCUGGCAGGCUAUUCCAGAGUCUGGGGGCAUAGUAACUAAAGUCUGCCUCUCCAUGACUCUUGGUCCUAGGCUUUGGGAUAGUUAAAAUGCCAGUGCCAGAGGACCUGAAGGACAUACUGAGUACAUAACUGUCAUGUCUGGCAUGUUUUGGGGUGCAACAAUCGUGGAUUGAUUUCAAAACCAAAAGAAUAAUCUUUAAAUGAAUUAUAAAAACUCACAGGCAGCCAGUGCAGAGACUUUAA